Molecule: messenger RNA, 1335 nt
Organism: Fulvia fulva
Lineage: Eukaryota; Fungi; Ascomycota; Dothideomycetes; Mycosphaerellales; Mycosphaerellaceae
Product: Vacuolar calcium ion transporter
Exons: 2
Coding region: 1-1335 (444 amino acids)
Biological process (GO): intracellular calcium ion homeostasis; calcium ion transmembrane transport
Cellular component (GO): fungal-type vacuole membrane
Molecular function (GO): calcium:proton antiporter activity
Source: RefSeq, a predicted model, not a curated record
AUGACCAACGACGAAGAGCGCGGCAUCAAUGGCGCUCCACGCGAAGAGUCGAACGAGGAGACGCCGCUCAUCACGCGCGGAGCUAGUAGCUUGGGCAACAUGGCGAGCGGCAGAGUCCGGAAGAACUCGAACGGACAGCCGCUGCACGAAGACGAGCGCGCGUGGGUGCGGUAUCCGUCCAACUUCUUGCGCCUGACCUGGGCAACACUGGCUAGCAACUAUGUCAACGUGCUCCUGGUCUGCGUCCCAGCCGGCAUCGUUCUGGGUGCCAUGGGUGCCAACCCAACCGCUGUCUUCGUCGUCAACUUCUUCGCCAUUGUUCCGCUCGCAGCACUGCUCAGCUUUGCGACUGAAGAGCUCUCUGUCAAGCUUGGACAGACCAUUGGAGGUCUCAUGAAUGCGACCUUUGGAAACGCCGUCGAAUUGAUUGUCUCCAUCGUUGCGCUUUACAAGGGUGAGAUUCGCAUCGUCCAGGCCAGCAUGCUGGGCUCGAUAUUAUCCAACAUCCUGCUCGUCCUGGGCUGCUGCUUCAUCUCUUCCGGCAUCAGGCGAGGCGAGAGCAGGUUCAACGAGACUGUCGCAUCGACAAUGUCGUCGCUCAUGGCCGUCGCCGCAACGUCCCUGAUCAUCCCCGCGACCAUGUACGCCGCUCUCACACGAAGCACCGCCGACUCCGAUGGCAACAUUCUGGUCCUGUCGCGCGGCACAGCCAUCAUCAUGCUUAUCCUUUACGUUUUGUACCUUGUCUUCCAGCUCAAGACACACGCCCACCUCUUCGAUGCAGAGGGCCAGGAUGAGGAAGGCGGCGAGCAGAAAGAGCCGGAGAUUCUCGGUCCAGUCGCGGCGACGGUUGCCCUGGUCUUGGUCACCAUCCUGGUUGCGGUGUGCGCCGAAUACCUCGUGGACAGCAUCGACUCGAUCGUCGCUAGUUCCGGCAUCAGCAAGACCUUCAUUGGUCUCAUCCUGUUGCCCAUUGUUGGCAAUGCAGCCGAGCACGUCACCGCUGUGGUCGUGGCCUACAAGGACAAGAUGGAUCUCGCCGUGGGUGUAGCCAUCGGCAGCUCCAUGCAAAUCGCACUCUUCGUCACCCCAUUCCUCGUCAUCUUGGGCUGGAUCAUCGGCCAGCCCAUGUCCCUUCACUUCCAAGGCUUCGAGACAGUCGUCUUCUUCCUGAGUGUCCUGGUCGUCAAUUACCUGAUCCAAGAUGGAAAGAGCAACUACCUUGAGGGAUGCAUGUGCUUGGGCACAUACAUCAUCAUCGCUUUGGCGUUCUGGGUCUAUCCAGAGGACGCCGGUGAUAUCGGCGAGCUAGUCUCGGGUUUCUUUGGUCAUUGA